Ylistrum balloti is the source of this 1047-nucleotide messenger RNA. RefSeq lists its product as uncharacterized. NCBI's taxonomy places the organism in Eukaryota, Metazoa, Mollusca, Bivalvia, Pectinida, Pectinidae. The record is from RefSeq and is a predicted model, not a curated record. The coding region runs from base 1 to 1047 and encodes 348 amino acids. The transcript has 3 exons.
AUGGAUCAGACUGUUCUAGACAGGGAUGCUUUAUCACAUGAUCUUGAAACAAAAGGUUACUCCGUGGUUCCGAAUGUGGUGACAAAGGAAGAAUGUGACGUCUACACCCAACAGUACAAGGACUGGAUGGCCAAGUUUGGGGGCGACGCCCCCUUCAGUCACGACUCUCUGAUGCAGUUCUAUAGAGUCGGCCAUUUUGAUGCUACAUGGAGGGUGCGACUGAAAGCCAAACCAGUCUUUGCUUCUCUUUGGAAGACAGAGAAACUUCUAAGUAGCAUGGACGGGAUAGCAAUCGGGAUACCACCAGAACACGGAAUAGGACAAUACAGAGACGAAUGGACAAAUUGGUUUCAUCUUGACCAACGACGAGCUAGAAAAGGGCUCCAUGUUUACCAGGCAGAUGUAUACUUAGAGGAAACGACCGAGGAAGAUCACAGCCUAAGAGUUCUCGAAAACUCUCAUCUUUAUCAUGAUACAUUCCAGGAGGUUUUCCAUGACGCGCUGGUACUUGAGGACGAGGAAAAUGGAGAAGAGUUCUUUAUCUUUAAGCAAGAAUGGGUCGCCUGGUACAAAGAGCAGGGGUGUACAGAGAAAAUAAUCACCGUCCCAAAGGGGGGAAUGGUAAUAUGGGAUUCGCGCACAGUCCACGAUGCUGUUAGACCAAAACGAGGUAGGAUUCAUUCCGAUAGGUGGCGCUUUGUCGUGUUUGUUUGUAUGGCGCCAGCUAUUUGGGCUGCUGAUGAAGAUUACAAGACAAAACAAUUUGCAUACGAUAAUUUUCUCUGUACAGCCCACUGGCCUGCACAGAAAAGUAUCGUUUUCAAAUCAACCGAAGAAAGUCCGUUCACAAAGAACCGUCGCCAUAUCUACGCUGUGGACACUAUGCCAGAUAUCGCAAAAACGAGAGAAGCGAAAUUGUUGGCUGGGUUAGAACGUUACGAUUUCAAUGAUGGCGCUCCGAAUGACCCUGGCUGGAGACCUAAGUGGGACUCGUCAUCUGUUUACUACCAAAGGUACAGCAGUAUACGACAUUUGAUGUUAUUAUAG